Oncorhynchus masou masou (cherry salmon) is the source of this 2032-nucleotide messenger RNA. Its product is annotated as partitioning defective 3 homolog B-like. The coding region runs from base 1 to 756 and encodes 251 amino acids. The transcript has 3 exons. The record is from RefSeq and is a predicted model, not a curated record. NCBI's taxonomy places the organism in Eukaryota, Metazoa, Chordata, Actinopteri, Salmoniformes, Salmonidae.
AUGCUGGUCUAUGUGACGCUGGUCUAUGUGACGCUGGUCUAUGUGUCGCUGGUCUAUGUGACGCUGGUCUAUGUGACGCUGGUCUAUGUGACGCUGGUCUAUGUGACGCUGGUCUAUGUGACGCUGGUCUAUGUGACGCUGGUCUGUGUGACGCUGGUCUAUGUGACGCUGGUCUAUGUGACGCUGGUGAGAGUGGCUGGACCUGGGCCUGAUCAUCGUCUGGCUCCACGCUAUGAAGAGGUGGAGCGACAGUAUGCUUCCUUGCCCAGGCGUGGCCCGAUGGAUCCUUCUGAGGGGCACCCAAUACAGCAGACAGGCUGGGUCGGUCACUACCCUGGCCCCCAGCCAUCCUACCCCAAUCCCAACUACCCCCCCAGAGUAGACCCCAACUACCCCCCCAGAGUAGACCCCAACUACCCCCCCAGAGUAGACCCCAACUACCCCCCCAGAGUAGACCCCAACUACCCCCCAAGGGUUGACUCCAACUACCCCCCCAGAGAGAACCCCAACUACCCCCCCAGGGGUGACCCCCGCCAGGCCGACCCAGGGUACUACCACCCUCCUCCUCUACGCCAGGACGUCCCCCCGUCCCCCACUCUGCCCCUCCGAGCCCCCCGUUAUGACACCAUGAACCGUGGGGGAGGAGGAGGAGGAGGGUAUCGCCAGGCCAGCCCAGAGAGGUUCGCCUACGGUGGGGAGGGACCGGCCCGUCACCAUGAUCCACGCCAGAAGAACCCCAUGACCGCUGCUGUGUAGAGCCCGACUGGGUUCAGUGGCUGUAUGGAGUUCUGACCUAGGAUCAGGUCGCCCCUUCCCUUUCAUGUAGUCUCAAUCAUUUUGAUCAAAAAGGCUAAACUGAUCGUAGAUCAGCGGUGUUUUGAUUGAUACAGGCCCUUGGUCUGGUCCAGUAACUAUAACUGCAGUAUCUGCCUGUCUAACUUUCUGCAACAGCCAAUCAGACAGGGUUGUGACCACUAUGGCUAGCUGUCGAACAACCACGUGUUUUCUACACUAUAGUGGCAGUCCAUAUUGUCUUAUUAAUUACUGGAUGGUAGAUGAUCAAAGUAAUCUGUACCUCGGAGCAUUCCGUACACACACACACACACACACACACACACACACAGGAAGGAGCAGCGAGCAUUCUGGGAAUUCCAACCACUACACUACAUGUUGUAUCAGCUUUUAUAUUGCGUUGUUUUAUCCUGAUAAUGCAGCUCCAUAAUGUCAUUAUCUUUCUCUGUUUUAUCCUGAUAAUGCAGCUCCAUGCUGUCAUUAUCUUUCUCUGUUUUAACCUGAUAAUGCAGCUCCAUAAUGUCAUUAUCUUUCUCUGUUUUAUCCUGAUAAUGCAGCUCCAUGCUGUCAUUAUCUUUCUCUGUUUUAACCUGAUAAUGCAGCUCCAUAAUGUCAUUAUCUUUCUCUGUUUUAUCCUGAUAAUGCAGCUCCAUGCUGUCAUUAUCUUUCUCUGUUUUAACCUGCUAAUGCAGAUCCAUAAUGUCCUUAGCUUCCACUGCAUGCUUCCACUGUACGGCUACUUCCCAAAUGGUAUCCUCGUCUCUAUAUAUAGAGCACUACUUUGAGCCAUUGUGGUCCUGUAAAUUAGGUCAAACAUUGUGCACUAUAUAUAUAUAUAUAUAGGGAGUAGGAUGCCAUUUGAGACAGAACCAAUCAUUCACCACGUAUUUACUUUAGACUAAUGAAGGGUAUUUUAUAAGUCGUUAAUGUCUGAUUAUUAUCAUUAGGUAGGGAAGGCUGUACACAUAAUAUGGAUGAUGAGAAUCAUUGUAUGAUCUUUCAUUAGUUUACUGAAACAUACAGUAGGAUAUGAAAUUAUCUCUGUCUUUGUCCAGACAGGAGAGAGAUGUGGUUAUGGAAGAGGAGAUCAUUGGAAGGAGACAGGAGAGGAGAGGAGAGGAGAGGAGAAGAUGGGGGAGGACAGGAGAGGAGAGGAGAAGAUGGGGGAGGACAGGAGAGGAGAGGAGAAGAUGGGGGAGGAGAGGAGAGGAGAAGAUGGGGGAGGACAGGAGAGGAGAGG